ACCGAAUAUUUCCAGUAGUCUCUAUAAAAAUGGCUGUUUUGGUAGAGUGAUUACAGUGACAGUCGUUCCCAAGCUGGAAAAAUUAACAAUGAUCGUCUUUAAACCAUCGGUGACUAUCUAGAACUGAAAUCAAGGUAUUAGGAAUCAGAAUUCGAUCUUCACCUACAGUUCGGAAGCCAUGACAGGUCUACAUCGUUCUUCAAGCGCUUCCUUGAAAAACGUUCUCCCACCUCAGGAGCUCCUCGACGACCUUUGUAGUCGAUUUAUCUUAAAUGUUCCGAAAGAAGACCUAGAGUCAUUUGAGAGGAUUUUAUUUCUCAUUGAGCAUGCCCAUUGGUUCUAUGAGGACAAUUCGGUGGAGCAAAACCCAUCCUUGAAGUCACUUACUCUGAAAGAAUUUGCUUCCUUGAUGUUUAAUAGUUGUGCUGCUUUGAGACCUUAUAUUGCGCAUAUAGAUGAUAUAUACAAAGACUUCACUUCUUACAAGGUCCGAGUUCCGGUGACUGGAGCCAUCAUUUUGGAUGAAUUUUAUGAACGGUGUUUGCUGGUGAAGGGAUGGAAAGCUGGAUCAAGCUGGAGCUUUCCCCGUGGGAAGAAGAACAAAGAUGAAGAAGACCACACAUGUGCCAUCCGAGAAGUCCUAGAGGAAACAGGUUUUGAUGUCUCAAAACUUUUGAAAAUAGAUGACUAUCUAGAAGUUACAAUAGGACAGCAAAGGGUGCGGCUCUACAUAAUUGUUGGCGUGAAGGAUGAUACUGUCUUUGCUCCAAUGACUAAGAAGGAGAUCAGUGAAAUCUCAUGGCAUCGGAUUGAUGAACUUCAUCCAGCAGGCAACGAUGUAAUAUCUCGUGGAACAAAUGGCCUGAAGCUUUACAUGGUUGCUCCAUUCUUGGCCAAUCUUAAAGCAUGGAUUGCGAAGAAUCAGCCCCUCACAGCUCAGAAAUAUGAUACACCUUGCAAAGGAACGUGCGUGUGGAAAGCAAAGAACAGUUCCACAGGGGGAACAACAGUGGGAGCAACAACAGAGACGAGUCAGUCUACCAGACCUGGAUCUGAAAUUCUUCUCUCUGAUUUUGGUCCUGGAAAAAGCUUCAGAGGCUUCAGGUUCAAUUACGCGUCAAUCUUAAAAGCAAUGGAAGCUGCGUUUGCUCUUUGACUAGAAUAUAACGUUCUGAUUUAGCCCUAUGUGUAAAGAAACCGUGGGUUUACGUCGUAGCUUGGUUAGUGUCAGCCGUGCUGCUGCAAGUACAUACUAACACCAUGGAUGGUAGGCUUAGGGGCACCAGUAGGAACAGCACGAGCUGUAUAUUGUGUCGCAAGAGUUGGAAGAGUAUGCACAUUUUGUACAGAAGAGUUUUCUUGUAAUAAGUAGUUUCUCGUUAGUUAGGGGUGGGUGGAGCAUUGGAUAUA
Molecule: messenger RNA, 1410 nt
Organism: Telopea speciosissima
Lineage: Eukaryota; Viridiplantae; Streptophyta; Magnoliopsida; Proteales; Proteaceae
Product: mRNA-decapping enzyme subunit 2-like
Exons: 9
Coding region: 179-1156 (325 amino acids)
Biological process (GO): nuclear-transcribed mRNA catabolic process, nonsense-mediated decay; deadenylation-dependent decapping of nuclear-transcribed mRNA
Cellular component (GO): cytoplasm
Molecular function (GO): 5'-(N(7)-methylguanosine 5'-triphospho)-[mRNA] hydrolase activity; RNA binding; manganese ion binding
Source: RefSeq, a predicted model, not a curated record